Manihot esculenta (cassava) is the source of this 2627-nucleotide messenger RNA. Its product is annotated as pentatricopeptide repeat-containing protein At1g10910, chloroplastic. The transcript is spliced from 11 exons. The record is from RefSeq and is a predicted model, not a curated record. Gene Ontology annotation, molecular function: protein binding. Bases 81 to 2066 code for a protein of 661 amino acids. NCBI's taxonomy places the organism in Eukaryota, Viridiplantae, Streptophyta, Magnoliopsida, Malpighiales, Euphorbiaceae.
CCUAACUCCAAAAGAAUAUCUACCAGGCCCUUCAAAAUUGUUCCUCUUCGAGCUCUGUCUCUGAACUACAGAGACCAGAAAUGGAGCUAUCUGCGAUAGGCACUGGCUUUAACCAUGUCCUCACUCGCUCGACACACUCGUCUUUUCCCAUAAUUCCUUCUUUUUCCGCUCCCACCACCACUACAAGAAGAAAGAGUUCUCAAAGCACCUCCCCAGCUGCAGCAACCCCACUUCUCGGAGAACCCCGGAAUGAGCCGCAACCACCGUUGCUACAUGGUCAAAGGCGUCACUCGAAGUCCUAUUUGGCCAGACAAGCUGCCAUUCUUGAAGUUCUGCAAUCUCCUGAUUUGGAGUCUGCUCUUCAAAGAUUAGAAGGGAUAUUGAAGGUGCAAGACUUGAAUGUCAUAUUGCGGAAUUUUGGGAAGCAAAGUAGAUGGAAUGAUCUUUCGCAGCUCUUUGAUUGGAUGCAACAGUAUGGUAAAAUCAGUGUUGCUUCCUUUAGCAGUUACAUAAAGUUUAUGGGGAAGAGCCUCAACCCCAUGAAGGCACUAGAAAUCUACAAUAACAUUCCAGAUGAAUCAAUAAAAAGUAAUGUCUUUAUAUGUAAUUCUGUUCUCAGCUGCCUGAUCAGGAGUGGCAAGUUUGAUAUUAGCACUAAACUGUUUCAUAAGAUGAAGCAGAAUGGUCUAACACCAGAUGUCAUCACAUAUAGUACGCUGCUUGCAGGUUGCAUGAAAGUCAAACAUGGGUAUUCUAAGGCAUUAGACUUGGUUCAAGAACUGAAGUAUAAUGGACUGCAGAUGGACAGCAUAAUGUAUGGGACGCUUUUGGCUGUUUGUGCUUCAAAUGAUCAAUGGGAAGCAGCAGAGAGCUAUUUUAACCAGAUGAAGGAUGAAGGACAUUCACCUAAUUUAUUUCAUUAUAGUCCUUUACUCAAUGCUUACGCUUCAGGUGGACACUACAAAAAGGCUGAGGAAUUGGUGCAAGACAUGAAAUCUUUGGGGUUAGUACCAAAUAAGGUAAUAUGGACAACUUUAUUAAAAGUGUAUGUCAAAGGAGGAUUGUUUGAAAAAUCCAGAGAGCUUUUACUUGAACUAGAAGCUUUGGGCUAUGCAGAAGAGGAGAUGCCCUACUGUUUAUUGAUGGAUGGUCUUGCCAAGACUGGGCAAAUAAAUGAAGCAAGAUCAAUUUUUGAUGAAGUGAAGGAAAAAGGAGUUAAAUCUGGUGGAUAUUCUCACAGUAUCAUGAUUUCAGCUUAUUGCCGACAGGGGCUCUUUGGAGAGGCAAAGCAGUUGGCCAAGGAUUUUGAGGCCCAAUAUGACAAAUAUGACUUGGUUAUAUUAAACAGUAUGCUCUGUGCCUACUGUAGAGCUGAUGACAUGGAAAGUGUGAUGCGAACACUGAGGAAAAUGGAUGAAUUAAGAAUCAGUCCUGGUUAUAAUACUUUCCAUAUCCUAAUCAAAUAUUUCUGCAAGCAAAAGCUGUAUCUCCUUGCUUACCGGACAAUGGAAGACAUGCAUAGGAAAGGCCACCAACCACAGGAGGAACUUUGUUCGUCCUUGAUUUUCUAUCUUGGUAAAACCAAAGCCCAUGCAGAGGCCUUUUCUGUGUAUACUAUGUUGAAAUAUGGCAAGAGAACCAUGUGCAAAGCCCUUCAUGAGAAGAUUCUGCACAUUCUUAUAGCUGGACAGCUUCUCAAAGAAGCUUAUGUAGUAGUUAAGGACAAUAGUGAAUUGAUUUCUCAAGCUGCUAUAAAGAAGUUUGCAAAUGCAUUUAUGAAGCUGGGUAAUAUCAAUAUGAUAAAUGAUGUAAUGAAGGUUAUUCAUGGUUCUGGAUACAAGAUUGAUCAGGAACUAUUUCAGAUAGCUAUAUCACGUUAUAUUGAAAAUCCUGAAAAGAAGGAUUUGCUUCUACAAUUGCUGCAAUGGAUGCCAGGCCAAGGUUAUGCUGUUGAUUCUUCAACAAGAAACCUGAUUCUUAAGAAUUCACACUUAUUUGGUCGCCAGCUCAUUGCUGAGAUUUUGUCCAGGCAGCAGAUGAUGUCAAAAGCCCUGAAAUCUCACUAGACGAAGGAUAAUUGAAUCUGUAACUAAAACAUUUCCAGUGACAUGCUAAGAUGGUGAAGCACCUUUGAAUCAGUUUUGGGGCAAAGCAGGCUAUAGAAGGGUGUUUUGGAAGAUACAAUUGGGGAUUACAUUUCAUAAUAUGAAGGAGCUUGGACAAGCUCUAUCAAAAACUUAUUGUUGGUAGAUUAUAUGUAUAUUAGCAGCUGAAUGAAAAUAUAGGCAUGUGGGAUCAAAACCGUUUGACUUGAAAGUAUAGAAAAGUUCAUUGUCACCCACAUGGCCAAGAAAAAAAGCUGUAAUUUUUUACAAAGAGAAUUACUAUUUAGUCUGUGGUAAGAAUUUUGAAAUGUCAGGACAUAAUUGGCAUCUCCACAGGAUACUGAUGUUGACUAAUCAUUUCUUGCUUUUGGAUGAACAAACAUCAAAAAAUGGAUAUCCAAACUGCGAUCUUACACUUGAAUCCACUACCAAUUACAAAUUUGCCAAAUCCUGUCUCCUUUCUUCACCUUUCCCUCUGCUUCCAGGCAGCAGCCUUCAAUUCAUACCAAUAGAAGAAGUUUC